Molecule: messenger RNA, 2690 nt
Organism: Populus nigra (black poplar)
Lineage: Eukaryota; Viridiplantae; Streptophyta; Magnoliopsida; Malpighiales; Salicaceae
Product: probable cyclic nucleotide-gated ion channel 5
Exons: 8
Coding region: 276-2480 (734 amino acids)
Biological process (GO): transmembrane transport; potassium ion transport
Cellular component (GO): membrane
Molecular function (GO): voltage-gated potassium channel activity; protein binding
Source: RefSeq, a predicted model, not a curated record
AAGUGCGAGACAUUAUUGACUCCUUCGCCUUCUGUCUUUCAGUAUGUACUCUUCUUGCUUGGGUCAAUUUCCGGUAAAAAAAAAAAUAUCUCCGAUUUCCUCUCUUCCUCUCUAAAUAAUCGCGCCUAAUUGCAACUCUCCCUCUCUCUCCCUGUAAAAACUCAAGUCUCUCGCUCUCUCUCUGUCUAACUUCAUUUCUACUUCAUCUUCCUCCUUAAUUACCUAAACCCCAAACUUCCAUUUCACUGUGAUGUUUUUGUCUUAAGAAGUUGGGAAUGAUGUUUGAUUGUGGUUCGAAAUCGCAAUAUCUAGGUGGUGGUCAGAGAGACAAGUUUGUCAGAUUGGAUGACUUGGAUUCUAGGCUAUCAUCGCCUUCCAGUGCAGGAGUGAGAAAUUGUGGGUUUGGUAUUGAAGGAUUUAGACGUACUGGUCAAGGAGCAGAUACACCAUCGAGAUCUUUCAAGAGAGGAAUCAGAAAAGGGUCUGAGGGACUCAAGUCUAUUGGUCGGUCACUUAGAUUCGGGGUCCCACGAGGAGUGUUUCCAGAGGAUCUUAAAGUGUCAGAAAAGAAGAUUUUUGAUCCUCAAGAUAAAUUCCUCCAGUUCUGCAAUAAACUGUUUCUCAUAUCAUGUAUUCUGGCGGUUUCUGUGGAUCCUCUAUUUUUUUAUCUUCCAGUUUUUAGUGAUUCAGAGACUUGUCUUGGAAUAGAUCGCAAAUUAGCAACUAUAGCAACAACUUUGCGAACAAUUGUUGAUGCUUUCUAUCUUAUACGCAUGGCUCUCCAGUUCCGAACAGCUUACAUUGCACCGUCUUCUCGGGUAUUUGGGCGAGGUGAACUUGUUAUAGAUCCCACACAAAUAGCCAAGCGGUACAUGCAGAGAUAUUUCAUCAUUGAUUUGCUUUCUGUCCUUCCCCUACCACAGAUUGUGGUUUGGAGGUUUCUUCUGAGGUCAAAAGGUUCAGAUGUCUUGGCUUCAAAACAGGCCUUGCUUUACAUCAUCCUGCUUCAAUAUAUUCCUAGAUUCUUUCGAAUCUUGCCCUUAACUUCAGAACUAAAAAGGACAGCAGGUGUCUUUGCCGAAACAGCCUGGGCUGGAGCUGCAUAUUAUUUGCUAUUAUACAUGCUUGCUAGUCAUAUAGUUGGUUCGUUCUGGUACUUGUUAGCAGUAGAGCGAAAUGAUGCAUGCUGGCAGAAGAAUUGUACUGCUGCUGUAAAAUGCAAAAAAGAUUUCUUGUACUGUGGCAAUCAGGGUAUGGAAGAUUAUCGUGCCUGGAACAGAUCCAUUCUUAAGUCAAAUUGCUCAGCAGAGGAUAAUAACCAAUUUGAUUAUGGAAUCUACUCAAAUGCUUUGUCUUCUGGCAUUGUUUCAUCUAAGAAGUUCGUUUCCAAGUACUGUUUCUGUUUAUGGUGGGGGCUUCAGAAUUUGAGUACACUCGGCCAGGGGCUUGAAACCAGCACCUAUCCUGGAGAGGUUAUAUUCUCCAUAGCACUAGCCAUUUUUGGACUCAUUCUCUUUGCUCUUCUGAUUGGCAACAUGCAGACCUAUCUUCAGUCACUUACUAUUCGGUUAGAAGAAAUGAGAGUCAAAAGGCGCGACUCAGAACAGUGGAUGCACCAUCGCCUACUUCCUCAAGACCUUAGGGAACGGGUAAGACGCUAUGACCAGUACAAAUGGUUGGAAACACGUGGGGUGGAUGAAGAGAAUUUGGUACAGAGCCUUCCAAAGGAUCUUAGGAGAGAUAUCAAACGACAUCUUUGUUUGGCUUUGGUGAGGAGGGUUCCUUUAUUUGAGAACAUGGAUGAGAGGUUGCUUGAUGCCAUUUGUGAGCGGCUGAAACCAUGUCUAUUUACAGAGAGCACAUACAUAGUUCGAGAAGGAGAUCCAGUUGAUGAAAUGCUUUUUAUCAUACGUGGUCGCCUGGAGAGUGUGACUACAGAUGGUGGGAGAAGUGGUUUCUUCAACCGCAGUUUACUCAAGGAAGGAGAUUUUUGUGGAGAGGAGCUUUUGACCUGGGCACUGGAUCCCAAAUCCGGUGCCAACCUUCCCUCUUCUACUCGGACAGUGAAGGCAUUAAGAGAGGUUGAGGCCUUUGCACUCAUAGCUGAAGAGUUGAAAUUUGUAGCCAGUCAGUUCAGGCGCCUUCAUAGCAGACAAGUUCAGCACACCUUCCGAUUUUACUCGCAGCAGUGGAGGACUUGGGCUGCGUGCUUUAUUCAAGCUGCAUGGCGACGUUAUUCCAAGAGGAAGAGUCUGGAGCUUCGUCGGAAGGAAGAAGAGGAUGAAGCAGAGGCAGAUGGUAACCGUAGCAAUAUGAGUGGAGGAGGUUCAUAUAGUAUUGGGGCUACCUUUUUGGCAACCAGGUUUGCGGCAAAUGCUCUCCGUGGUGUUCAUCGGAAUCGGAACGCCAAGACUGCCAGGGAAUUAGUGAAACUACAGAAACCCCCAGAACCUGAUUUUACUGCAGAUGAUGCUGAUUGAUUUGUCACGGAUGACCACUCAUUUUAAAUCCUGUCAACUGACUGUUAUUCUGAUAUUAACUUUGCUCACAAGGGCUAGAACAAUGUAUGCUCUUUCUAGGCGGUUGAGCUAGCGUCUCCCGCGUUGUCCUCAUAGCAGUGAUCAAGUUAAAUCAACUAGUCCUUCAGCGUCCUCUCAAUUUAUAUAUAAAAUAUACUUUUAAUCGUGAAA